UAUUUAAUUUGCUAUUCUUCACGCAAACACACAAAUUAUAUUUACAAUAAAAGUCUAAAUUAUUAUUUUAAAAAUGAUGGCAAACAAUAGGACGACAUAUACGGCUAAAAUGCAUUAUAUAUUACACCAGUAUUGGGUCGACGAGACGGACGACAGGAUUAAACCCUAUGUUUUGAUAGGGGGCGGACCGGAACUCUUUGUAACUCUAAUGUUAUUAUGGCUAAUAUUUGUUGUAAAAUUGGGUCCAAAUUUAAUGGCCAACCAAAAACCGUUUGUUUUGCGCAAAACACUCAUGGUAUAUAAUUUAAUAUUGGUUGUUAUUAAUGCUUAUUUUGCAUACACGGCGGCCAAAUGGCUCGACUAUGGCUUCAAACCCUGGUUUGUUGGACUGACUGCUCGUAACCAGUUGUCGGAUAAAGCGGUCGCUGAAAUACCCGAAAAAAUAUUCUACUUUUAUACAAAACUAAUUGAUUUAUUCGAUACCAUAUUCUUUGUGUUGCGUAAAAAGUCUAAUCAAAUCACUUUUCUUCACGUUUACCAUCAUUUUAUAAUCCCAGUUUUCGGAUAUAUAGCAGUAAAACUGUUUCCGCAAACCAUUAUGGUCGAAGUGGUUUGUUUUGUCAACUCUAUAGUGCAUACCGUUAUGUAUAGCUAUUACCUGUUGUCGUCAUUUGGACCCUGGAUUCAGCCCUACUUAUGGUGGAAGCGAUACAUAACACGAAUACAGUUAUUACAGUUUGUUAUCUAUGGCGUGGCUGUACUUAUGGGCGUAUAUUAUGGUCUACACAACGAUUAUCCCAUAGCCUUACAAUGGUUGUCUAUUUGGCAGCCAUUUAUGUUCUUUUACAUGUUUUACCGCUUUUAUGUUAACUCUUAUAAUAAAAAUAAAGUACAAUAAUUGAUAUUGUUUCUUGCUAUUUUAAUUAAUAUGCUCA
This is a messenger RNA of Medioppia subpectinata, 935 nucleotides long. The record is from the annotation of a GenBank genome assembly. Lineage: Eukaryota; Metazoa; Arthropoda; Arachnida; Sarcoptiformes; Oppiidae.